Molecule: messenger RNA, 1299 nt
Organism: Branchiostoma belcheri (Belcher's lancelet)
Lineage: Eukaryota; Metazoa; Chordata; Leptocardii; Amphioxiformes; Branchiostomatidae
Product: chromobox protein homolog 7-like
Exons: 4
Coding region: 18-896 (292 amino acids)
Source: RefSeq, a predicted model, not a curated record
CGUAACGUGAGAGUAUUAUGGGCUGUGCUCCGUGCCGCAGGGAAUUCCAUCAUUGGAGGUCGGCAGCACGCAGCAGCUUUAUCUGCCGAAACAUGGAGCUGUCGGCUGUAGGGGAACGAGUUUUCGCCGCCGAAUGCCUGGUGAGAAAAAGGAUCCGAAAGGGCAAAGCCGAGUACCUGGUGAAAUGGAAGGGGUGGUCGCCCAAGUACAACACCUGGGAGCCCGAGGAGAAUAUUCUGGACCCCAGACUUCUCGCAGCCUUCGAAAAUAGGUGGGUUUUGUGGGGGUUUUCUGGUCACUUCGGAGGGGCAACUAAAUCGGCUGGUGACGAGAUCUCGCUGCCAAGUCGGAGUCCCGCCGCACCACUAAAUCACACCAAGGCCUCGGAGCGACCGGCCCCGCUUCUCAAGGUGAAGUCCAAGACGCACAAAGCCAAGAAACGGUCCAAAGACAAGCCCAAGGAUCUCUCCGUCCGUCGGCGUGUGGGCCGACCAAAGGGGAAAAGCAAGAAACACAGCCAUGCCGUCCCCGCCCCCACCCCUCCCACUCUGUCCCCCAUCUCCCCACCCCACAAGCCUUCCUCACCGCCUAACAAACCACAAAAAGACUCGUCCAAACGUAAACAGCCAGUCUUCGAGAUAUGGAAUCCAUUUGAGGACACGGGAAGUCGAAAACAAACCCCGGUGGAGGACUCCUCGGCUAAGCCCCGUACGAUUUCGAGUGGUGUGCCCACCAAGACCAAGCCCCGGCCGCGGCCCGCCCAAGCCGCGGGCUGGCAGCCUCCGAACGGCCUGAUGAACCAGGUUCUCAUCACGGACGUCACGACUGGGAUGGUCACGGUCACCGUCAGGGAGUGUUUCACCGACAAAGGCUUCUUCAAGAACAGGGGGACGUGAGUUGGACGAGGGCGGCCUCUUACAACUUGCCCGAUCUGAGAACUAGUACUAGUAGUAGUACUGAAAAGACAAAAACCUUGACUCCCAGCCAACGCUAGGAUAUCGAGACAAGCUCGCACGUGUGGUGGCGCUUUGCAGAGAUGGACAAGAAGAGACAGUUGUUCUAACUUCUAGUCAGCGGAGAAGUCUUUCCCUAUAUCUUAAACUUAAAGUCUUACUAACUGUAACAAGACUACAGGGCGCUCGGCGCAGAAAGCAAGAAUUACUACUAUAGAAGUGGAUGUUAAACAGCCAUGCCAUAGCGUUACAUUUCCCUAGCCUGUUGCUGGAAAAAACAACAACUGAGAACUCUGUAAAAGAUCUAGAAUAACGUACUAGAUCUAGUAUUUUUCCACAGCCAUGC